AUGCGACCAGGAGAGAUGCGACCAGGAGAGAUGCGACCAGGAGAGAUGCGACCAGGAGGGAUGCGACCAGGAGGGAUGCGACCAGGAGACAUGCGAGGAUUUAGCGGAUGCGAGGAUUUGGAUGUACUCAAUGUAUCAACCCCACUCCCUAUCCGCGGCGACUACAUCCAACUCUCCCUCCGCACAAUCACCAUCCUCCUCAGCACCACCACCCUCACCAUCCUCCUCCACAUCCAUCUUUCCCUCCACCGCACCUUCAGCCUCGGUAUCAGCGCGAUGCGCGGCCUACGCCCUCUGCCUCGACAAUUCAUCCUCCUCCUCUUCACCUCUCGCUACCGCCCUGCACUCCGCCAGGUGAUUAAAUGGCUAUGGUUCUUCGAGCUAACCGCCGUCGUUCUCCUCGCCAUCGGUUUUGCGUGGCUGCUACUCGCAGAUUUUGGGAGGGAGGCGCGGUCGGGUGGGUUGAGUGUAAAUUAUGUGUAUCGCGAUGCGGAGGAUCUGGGGUGGAGGAUGAGGGGGCCGUGGGUGUGGGGGUGA
Molecule: messenger RNA, 537 nt
Organism: Pseudogymnoascus destructans
Lineage: Eukaryota; Fungi; Ascomycota; Leotiomycetes; Thelebolales; Thelebolaceae
Exons: 3
Coding region: 1-537 (178 amino acids)
Source: RefSeq, a predicted model, not a curated record